AUGUUGCUACACCGUCUGUUGUUUCUUGUGGCUUUGCUUCUUAGCGUGGCAUGUGUCUGUGGGGCGGAUGAAGAUGUCACUGCUGCACAAAGGCUUCAUUCUGAAGCUGCUGUUGAUAGUUGUACUUGUGAUGACCCAGAAAAAAAAGAAGGUGCUUGUGCUCCUUCAACUGCUAAACUUCCUGCAGCUCCUCUUCGGCCUGGAGAGAGUGGUCACGUUGCCACUGAAAAUCUCGUUCCAGAUAGUCGUCCUGGUCCCGGCACUGGCGAGCAGAGAAGGGAUAGUGAUCCGCAUGUAUCUGAACAGCAUGGUCCAGAACUUCAAAAAGAAAAGGAACCAUUAAGUGGUCACAACAACGUACAAGGAGAGGCAACGGACACUCUUCGAAACAACCCAAAAGCACAGCCAUCAUUAUCAUCAUCUCUUGGGCAGCAAGCAUCCAGUGGGUCAAGUGGUCCUGUUACUGAGAGCCAAACGAGAACGAAUGGUGGAACUUCACAAGACUCUCAAGAAGAAAACCGCAACACAGGAAUCGAUACUGGAAGC
Messenger RNA from Trypanosoma theileri, 546 nucleotides. RefSeq lists its product as uncharacterized. The transcript has a single exon. The record is from RefSeq and is a predicted model, not a curated record. Lineage: Eukaryota; Euglenozoa; Kinetoplastea; Trypanosomatida; Trypanosomatidae. The annotation marks the transcript as partial.